This is a messenger RNA of Xenopus laevis (African clawed frog), 1749 nucleotides long. RefSeq names its product survival motor neuron protein. The transcript is spliced from 12 exons. NCBI's taxonomy places the organism in Eukaryota, Metazoa, Chordata, Amphibia, Anura, Pipidae. The record is from RefSeq and is a predicted model, not a curated record. Bases 300 to 1499 code for a protein of 399 amino acids.
CCGGUGGCUGGAAUGGGAUUAAGGAUUUGACCGGAGGAUGGCAGCUUGUGACAGGGAGAUUGUUUAUCACAACAAGGACAGCUCACAGGACAAGGAAACAAAAGAAUAAUUACCGGGUGUGGUGGUCUUUUUAGAAGCUAGCAUCACCUCCUCCCUACCAAAAUUGUUAUUAGAAAUCUAUAAGGUAAAAAAUGUUCAAUCGGAUUGCCGUUGAUGUACCCUCUGCCGCUGUUUUCUCCUGAAUAGCCCCCCCCCAACUUGGCACAUCCUAACAUGCAUGACUGAUUCCUAUAACUGUAAUGCAUAGUGAAGAUAUUGAUGAGUGGGAUGAUGCUGCCCUCAUUAAAUCCUAUGAAAAGGCAGUACAAUCCUUCCAGGACAUGCUAAGAUGCAGUGACAAGAAUAGGAGACAAGAGGGGGCCUCUGCUGCAGUGGACUCCCAGAAAGAUGGCAAGCGGGAAACAAAUCGGGAAGCAGAAUGGGACAGAGAGGGCCACAAGGACAUACAAAAAGAAGAGGUCGAAAAGUGGAACAAGAAGAAGAAGGCACAACCACCCCCUCCUCUCAUUCAUCCUUCCUGCCUUUCAUCCUCUCGGCCCCUUCAUUCUAAAUGGAAAGUAGGGGAUGCCUGCAGUGCUGUAUGGUCAGAGGAUGGAUGUGUAUAUCCAGCAACAGUUUUAUCCAUUGAACGAGAGACUGGGACAUGUGUGGUACAGUAUAAUGGCUAUGGAAACACAGAAAGACACCAGCUGGAUGAAAUAGUAUCAGUGGGGAGUAGUGGGGAUAGUACUCCCCCUGUAAGACUGUGGAAAGUUGGUGAUCGUUGUUCAGUGCAAUGGUCUGAGGAUGGACAGAUCUAUUCUGCUAUAAUUCGCUCAGUGGAUGAGGUGGUGGGCACCUGUGUGGUGGUGUAUGAGGGGUAUAAGAAUGAGGAGGAGCAGAAUUUGGCUGACCUGAUGCCCCCAACCAAUGCUCUCCCUCGCAGUCGCGGCAAGAAGCAGGCGAGUCCUGCACGUCUAGGACGGGACAGCUCAGGGGAUGAGGAGGACACUGAUUGGCAGUAUACACGCAGAAGUUCCAUCUCAUCCCCUGAUAUUUCACGUAAUUGGAGGAAACAAGGAAAAAAAUCAGACUGGAUAUAUACCUUCCCUCCUCCCCCACCACCACCGCCUCCUCCACCACCUCCUUCACUACCUCCUCCUCCACCCCCAAAGGGUUGUUUUUGGCCCCCACCUCCUCCUCCUGUGAGGGCCCAUCUACCAACAUGGCAAAGCUGGCCUCCGUCGGCACCAUUACCCCCUCCUCCUCCGCCACCUCCUUUCUUUAGCACAGAAUGGGAGGAUUAUGAUGAAGAUGAGCAAGAAGAUGAAGAUGUUUUAGCUUGUAUGCUAAUGGCUUGGUAUAUGACUGGAUAUCACACCGGCUUCUACAAGGGCCUCAAACAAGGAAGGGCAGAGGCCUUGAGACCCAACAUAAAAAAAGGACCAAGGAGAAAAUAGACCACAAUGAUGAGGACUGCAGAAUUAUCUCUCCCAUGGAGAAUGCCAGACAGACAGACUUUUCCAGGAUCCUUCCUGCAUACUGGCAGCCUUUCCUUCCCAACUUCAUUCUUGUGGAUGCCAUCAAACCAAAAUCAGAGAUCUGCAAAGUGUGAUAAUAAAACUGAGCUUGUUUACAUCCCUUUAUGUGUGUAUUUCUUAUUAUUAUGAUAUUGACAGUAUACUCCUAAAUAAAGUGCUGUAUAACGUU